Contarinia nasturtii (swede midge) is the source of this 921-nucleotide messenger RNA. RefSeq lists its product as uncharacterized. The transcript has 4 exons. The record is from RefSeq and is a predicted model, not a curated record. Lineage: Eukaryota; Metazoa; Arthropoda; Insecta; Diptera; Cecidomyiidae. The coding region runs from base 214 to 777 and encodes 187 amino acids.
CGAUCAAUUCGUAACAUAUGAUUAUUCGUCGUCAACGAUUUUGGAUGCAAAACUGAGUGUGUCGCGAGUGCAGUGGAUUGAUUUUUUUUUAUUCGUUAUUAUUUUCUCGUUCACAUUUUUGUUUAAUUUUUCGUGUUCAUUAUCUGGUAACCACCUGCGUGACACGUUAUUUGUUUUCAUAAACCGAUACAAUAUAAUAAUUCGAAAAUAAAAAUGCGAUUUCAAGUGAUAUUCCCGUCUCUUGCGGUGCUCUCGGCAUUGUUAUUAACCAUAAUGGAUUUUAGCGGUAGAGCGAUACGAGCACAAGAACAGACACCACUAUUUGAAUUACCUGUUCAAUUGGUCGGAUUUCCUGUGAUCAUUUUAGCGGUGCGUUUUUCGAAUUUCGUGAAAAAACUGGCAUAUUCCGUUAAUCCAAAAACCUAUCAAUCACGAGUGCGACGUGCAUCGUUGGAUUAUUCGUUGAGUGAUGAAUCGAUGCCGCCAAUGGUUGAUAUUGAUUAUGCACAAAAGAAAAUUUUGGAUGAAUAUGGACCAAAAGCAUGUAUAAUUGAAGAACCAUGCAAAGACCAUUCUCUACGACAGGGACGAGCUGGCGCCCAGCCCGAUUGGUUAGAUAUUUUGAGAAAUUACAAGAUCCAACGAGGUGGCAUGAAGCAAUGGUACCUGUUGUCAGUAUUUAUAGGUGAUGUGAUUCGUGAUCCCACAUUAUGCAAGAGAUUAGCCAAACGUAUUCCAUGCAAUAGGGAUAUUACAAAAGCCCAUGUCAAAUACUAGAAUAAAUGCAUAAUUUAUUUAUAGUUCUUGUUUUCGUCAAAUUUUCUACUUUUGUAAAUUGUUUCUUUUUUUUAUGUAAUUUUAAAUAAAUUAUGAUUGUAUCUGUAUAUAAGUGAGAAAUCGUCAAAACCGGUGCUCAUUACU